AUGCCUGAAAGUCAUCAUCAUCAUGAACAUGUUAAUUCUGCCAAUUCCCAUAGUGAGUUAGCCAAAUCUGUUGUAAGGAGUUCUACUCCAUUGAAUCAGAGACCUGUUUCCCCUUAUACUUUGAAUCCAAUUGUCGAGGAAGAUGGUUUCUCAUGGCCAAGUUUCGGUACUAGAAAGAGAGCUGAAGAAACUGAAGAAGAACAUCAAAAACGUAUUGAUCGUAUCUCUGGCGCGGUGAAGACAAUCCUUGAAGAAAUCGGUGAAGAUGUCGAAAGGGAAGGUUUAUUAGAUACUCCACAACGUUAUGCAAAAGCAAUGUUAUAUUUUACUACAGGUUAUCAAACAAAUAUUAUGGAUGAUGUAAUUAAAAACGCCGUAUUCGAAGAAGAUCAUAAUGAAAUGGUUAUUGUACGUGAUAUUGAAAUAUAUUCUCUUUGUGAACAUCAUUUAGUACCCUUUUUUGGUAAAGUUCAUAUAGGUUAUAUCCCAAAUAAAAAAGUUAUUGGUCUUAGUAAAUUAGCUCGUUUAGCUGAAAUGUAUGCAAGAAGAUUACAAGUUCAAGAACGUCUUUCAAAACAAAUUGCUAUGGCUUUACAAGAUAUUUUGAAACCAAUGGGUGUUGCUGUUGUGAUAGAGGCUACUCAUAUGUGUAUGGUAUCUAGAGGUGUUCAAAAGACUGGUUCAUCUACAAUAACGUCUUCUAUGUUAGGUUGCUUCAGAGCUCAUAAAACAAGAGAAGAAUUUUUGACUUUAUUAAAUAGAGGUCGUUAA
Molecule: messenger RNA, 771 nt
Organism: Maudiozyma saulgeensis
Lineage: Eukaryota; Fungi; Ascomycota; Saccharomycetes; Saccharomycetales; Saccharomycetaceae
Source: the annotation of a GenBank genome assembly